Messenger RNA from Protobothrops mucrosquamatus (brown spotted pit viper), 2433 nucleotides. RefSeq names its product zinc finger protein 185 with LIM domain (gene ZNF185). The record is from RefSeq and is a predicted model, not a curated record. Lineage: Eukaryota; Metazoa; Chordata; Lepidosauria; Squamata; Viperidae. The transcript has 26 exons. Bases 174 to 2039 code for a protein of 621 amino acids.
GCCCUCCCUGCAGAUCCGCUCACGCCAACCGAGGGUGCAGGCUGUUGUAGGCUUUAAGUAAGGUAUCCCCGCAGAAGGAAAUCCCCGGUGCUGCUUCUCCUGUGCAAGUGUCCCAAUUACAUCUUUGUGCCAAACUCUGGAAACUACGCGGUGCGAGAGAGCCCGUGUGAAUCAUGCUGUCUCUUGGCGCCAUGAAAGAUGGCACCAUCCUACCGAGUGAGGAAGACCGGAAACGGAUUAUUACCCAAAUGAAAGUAAGGACAACUCUGAAAGGGGACAAGAGUUGGAUCCAUCACAGGUCUGAUUCUGAGGAGAAGCAGAACCACAGUCCUUUGACACCUUCUACAGCUCCAUCUUCCCACAGAGAACCACAGUCUCCUUCAGCACACAAAAAUCUUUCCCCAAAUUCUUCUACUGCCACCUCAUCUGGGUAUCUCAUCAGGGGAGUUUUCACCAAGACCAUUGAUAAGUCAUCUCCUUCCAAGCCAGCAUCCAACGGGACACAGAAAAGUAUCAAGAGCCCAAGCCAGACCUCCCCCUCCAGCCAAGGGCCCAAGAUGUCCACUGAGGAUUACAAAAAACUAGCUCCCUAUAAUAUUAAGCGUGAACUCUCACACCCCGGAGAUGGACAACGCUUUGUUUCUCCAGAGGAGCAGAAAAAGAGGGCAGAAGCUGCUAGCAGCGUGCUCAGGCGUACGGCCGGCCGGGAGCGCUCCUAUGUCCUUUCAGCUGCAAAGAAAACUGGAGGAAGUCCAACACAAGAGGUACCGUCCUUUGUGGCUAAGAAGAUUGACGUACCAGAUGACUUUGGUCCACGAUCCAGGAGUCAUACUGUACCUGCCUCAGCAUGGUUUAACAGUCGUGGGAAGAGCACUAAUGGUGAAAGAAGAACUUUGGAGACUCCUCAGAGUGCUUCUGUAAGAACCAGUGUUGAUACAAGCAGCAGAAGAAAUGUGGCCUCAAAACCCUACCUUGAAACUUCAUUCAAUUACUCUACAUCUGUGGAGAGCAGUAACAACUCAGAUGAGAAGUAUGAAAUGAGUUCUGGACAUGAUCCUGUCCCCAGAAUCCCUACUUCUCCAAAAAAAAGUGAGAAGAAUGAAUUGCAGAGUCACACAUUUUUUGACAAAUCAGCUCUGGAGCUCAAACAUGAAGUCGCCAAUGGAGAAAGAAAACCAAAGGAUCCAGACUCAAAAGCUGCAGAACUGUGCCAUCAUCAGCCAAUGACAGAAAAGGAAAACACUGAAGUAUCCCCAGGAAUGGGCUACAGAACAUCCACUCACUUGGACAACAACGAGGGUGCUGACUCAAAGAGGUCUGAGCUACAGCUUGGGGAACACAAUCUGAGUACCACUGGGGUCCAGUGUGAACUUUUAAGUACUCCCAAGAGGGAGGAAUCAGAUGUGGAGGUUUCCAGGUGCAGUUCCUUUGCUACAGAGAGUAGAAUUACCUCCCCACAGAACCAGUACAGAGAUCACAGAUCAGAUGAAGAUUCAGACAGUGUGUCUUACUACCCCUUCAGAGAUGCUGGGAGUAAUGUUCCAAAAAGCCAUAGAGUGCCUUUUUAUAAGGACAUCUGUGACACAGAGAGUGGAAGGACUCUGACUGAUUCCGAGGCAAAGGAUCACCCUACUUCCUUUGAACAGAAGAAUUUUUCUAAUUAUGAUUCAGAUCCCUCUGCAUCAGGCAAAGGCCUUCUCUUUGUGAAAGAAUCCAUCAAAAGCAUGGAACUGUCCUCCACCCCACGUUACAACAGUCGCAGUUUGGUUGACUUGUCUGAACUUGAGAAUCCAAGCUACAGCAGUUCCAGCUAUCUAAAUAGCACACCUUCAAAAAGGUCUUUGGAAGACAUUUGUACUUGCUGUGGCCGAGUAAUCCGCAACUGUGCCAAGAUAUCAAUUGAGAACCUCAACAUCAGCUGCCACGAAUACUGCUUCAAAUGCGGAAUCUGCCACAAGCCAAUGGGAGACUUCUUGGAUCAAAUCUUCAUUCAUCGGGAUAUUGUCCACUGUGAUAAGUGCUACGAGAAGCUCUUUUAGAUUCCAGGGAUUGGACCAGCCUGCCCAAAGAGACGCCUGCCUUCGUCCAUGUGGCCUGGGUUCUCCUAAGGACUCUUGGAUUCAUCAAGCACCCUCUUCCUCGUGUUCUCAAGUUAUUCCUCCUUCCUCGUCUUCAGGCAGGCCGAGUGACUCACAUUUAGCAAUGGUGGAGUUAGAGUCACCGAGGAUGCUACAUCAGGAAUAGGAGGGAUUGCUGCCUUGGUUUCAAAUAGCUGCAUUUGGGGGGCUCCUCCUGCUGUCUUGGUUGCUUAUCCAAAUUCCUUCUGUCCUUCAUUCCAUGGUGGCAUCUUGGAUAUCCAUUCAUUCCACUUGGCCAGCAACUGAUAAAAGCAGGCAUUAUACCAGGAAUGAGAGGAAGCAGGACCAUCUGUUU